AUGUUUCAGAGAUCACCAAAUUUCUACCAAUUACUCGAUAAAGCUACAAGCCAUUUGCAUCUCGACCCUGACUGGCCGACGAUUUUGCAGAUUUGUGAUCUUAUACGUCAAGGAGAUAUACAGCCAAAACCAGCUCUUGCGGCGAUAAAAAAAAAGAUCACCAACUCUAAUCCUCACGUAUCUCUCUUUGGUCUUCUUGUAUUAGAGUCAUGUGUAAAAAAUUGUGGAAGUUUAAUCCACGAUGAAAUAGGUACUAAGCAGUAUAUGGAACAAUUGAAAGAACUUGUUAAAACUACAAUUCACGACGACGUUAAAAGUAAAAUACUUGGAUUAAUUCAAGCUUGGGCAUUUGCUUUUAGGAAUAGUCCUAAAUAUACUGCUGUUAAGGAUACUAUGAACAUAAUGAAAGCAGAAGGUUACGUAUUUCCCGAACUAAAAGAAAGUGAUGCAAUGUUCAGCGCAGAUACAGCACCCGAGUGGGCUGAUGGAGAAGUUUGCCAUCGGUGUCGCGUUGCCUUUGGCAUGGUACAACGUAAACACCACUGUAGAGCUUGCGGGCAAGUUUUUUGCGGUCAAUGUUCUAGUAAAACAUCGACGUUGCCGAAAUUUGGCAUUGAAAAAGAAGUAAGAGUUUGUGAUGCUUGUUACAUUGUGAUCAAUAAACCCAGCAGUGCUUCCACGAAAGAAACUGAUUUGCCCGUCGAGUAUUUGAGCAGUUCACUUGCUCAGCAGCAACAAGUACCACCACGGAAGUCAGAAGAAGAAUUGCGUGAAGAAGAAGAAUUGCAGUUAGCCUUGGCAUUAAGUCAAAGUGAAGCUGAACAAAAGGAAAAAGAUAAAAAACGCGGUCCGAGUCCUUCAAAAAUUCACGAGGAAGAAACCGACCCAGAGUUGGCCAAGUACCUCAAUCGAAAGUACUGGGAACAAAGACAAAUAGUGAAUGAAGAGCAAACUGGAGGUUCACGUGCUGAUGUAACAAGUCCAUCUGCUCCAAAUAUCGGUAGUCCGAUGCCCCAGCGGAUUGUCGUAGCCAAGCAGCAGAAUGGCGACAUCGACGUGCACUUGGACGAGUUUGUCAGCAACUUGCGAUCACAGGUCGAAAUAUUUGUCAACAGAAUGAAGAGUAAUUCAUCGCGUGGCAGGUCGAUCGUCAAUGAUAGCUUCUUCCAGACUUUAUUUAUGAAUAUCACCGCUAUGCAUUCUCGACUGCUGAAGUACAUUCAGGAGCACGAUGACACGCGGGUCUACUAUGAAGGUCUGCAAGACAAGCUAGCGCAAGUGAAAGACGCAAGAGCUGCUCUGGAUGAUUUACGAGAGGAACAUCGCAAUAAGUUGCGUCGUGAAGCUGAAGAAGCUGAAAGACAGAAGCAGAUGCAAAUGGCCAUGAAGCUGGACAUCAUGAGGAAGAAAAAGCAAGAGUAUUUGAAUUAUCAGCGACAGCUCGCCUUGCAGAAGAUCCAGGAACGAGAGCGAGAGCUUCAGAUGAGACAAGAGCAGCAGAAGCAACAAUAUAUGAUGGGUGGGUAUCAAACGGUUCCUAAUUAUAUGGGACCGUCUCAAGGAUCACCGAUUCGUCAUGUACAGUAUCAAGUUCCGGGUACUAAUUACAACCCAAUGUCUCCGACGAGCCAAGGCGUUUAUUCAUAUGGUCCCACGUCUAUGGGCCCGUAUCCGAUGCCUAAUUAUUCAAUGGCGCAAAUGGGAUCUCUUCCUCCUCAUUUGAUGGCUAAUAUGCCGGCUACUCAAGAUCAACCGCAAUCUGGUCCCAAUGAAUCUAUGAUUCAACAGAGAGAAAAUAUGGCUCCUGCAUCGCAACCUGGAAUGUCAGGUGACAUUUCUCAAGCAGUGCCUCCAGCGGGUGCUUCUCAAAUUGGGCCGAGUCAAACUGGGAUGCACGGCCCUCCGGGACACAUGGGAAUUCCUCAAGCGCCGGGUAGUGCCCAAAUACCUCAAGGAAUUCCGCAACAGAUGCCUCAGCAUGUCACAGUGGGUAGUAAUAUUCCACCGUCACAAGCUCCUGGAUCAAUUCAAAUGCCUGGUGGCGGUGGUGGCGGUGGUGGUGGUACCAACGGCGCUUCUCCGCAGAUUUCUCAAACCCAAAUUCCAUCGCAACCUAUUCAAUAUUCAGCCUCGGUUGUCUCUACA
Messenger RNA from Cotesia congregata, 2145 nucleotides. The record is from the annotation of a GenBank genome assembly. Lineage: Eukaryota; Metazoa; Arthropoda; Insecta; Hymenoptera; Braconidae.